Molecule: messenger RNA, 753 nt
Organism: Zalophus californianus (California sea lion)
Lineage: Eukaryota; Metazoa; Chordata; Mammalia; Carnivora; Otariidae
Product: skin secretory protein xP2-like
Exons: 5
Coding region: 187-753 (188 amino acids)
Source: RefSeq, a predicted model, not a curated record
CAUCAGAAUUUGGAACCCAGAUCCGGAGGUUGCCGACGGAAGAAAGCGCGCCCAGCAAAUGCUGUCUCAAGAUGUCCGUUCAGGGCUCCCCACCGCCUCUGGCCGUUUGGUCGGAAAGACCACAAGACCACGGAUGAAAUCGGGAGGAGGCUGGCGGACAGCCAUGACAAUUCCGGGACCUGGGGCAUGACCCCACAGGGGUCCCCAGGAGCAGAUGUUCCACGACCUAAGGAGCUAGAGCCGGCUCCAACUCCAUCAGCAGCUCUGCAGGGAGGGGUGGUGCCUGCAGAGACUUCAGCAGGAGCCCAGGAGCCGGCAGUUGACCCGGCACCUGCCCACGGAGAGCCUGACGCCGACCAGGAAGGGCCUGCUCGAGAACCUGUGCCCGGAGAGCCUGCCCCUGUUCCUGCCACUGUUCCUGCCGGAGCCAGGGCCCCUGGGCCUGCCCCGAACUGUGGCCCUGCUCCUUGCCCAGACCCCGCUCCUGCCCUGGAUCCUGACCCGUCCCUACCCCUGCCAGUGCCCCUGUCCCUGCCCCUGACCCAGAUACUGCCUUGGUUCCUGUAUGUGCCAUUGCUGCAGACCCUGUCCCUCCCCUUGCACCUGCCCCUUCCCCUUCCCCUGCUUGUGCUCCUGUUCUGGCCCCUGACCCAAGUCCUGCCCCUUCCCCUGCCCAUACACUUUUCCCCGAGUCUGCGGUCGUGUGAAGGGCGGCUGCGCUGGUGCGAGCCUGUCCUGGCAUCAGAUCUCUGA